AUGGAGAAACUGUUUUGUGUACUGGUAAUAGUGGCUGGCUUGGUUUCUGUUCUGGAGGGACAAAUGUCUGGUGGCGGGCCAACGCAUGGGAAAGUGGUAGUAUGCUAUGUAGCUACAUGGGCAGUGUACAGGCCAGGAGAUGGAAAAUUUGACCUGAGCAAUUUGGAACCAUCUUUAUGUACCCAUUUAGUUUACUCGUUCGCCGGUCUUGAUACUACACAUAGUAUUAAGAGUCUGGAUCCCUGGCAGGAUUUGGAAAAAGAUUACGGGAAAGCUGGAUAUAAACGCCUUGUCUCCUUAAAACAGCGAUAUCCUCAUCUUAAAGUGACCAUAGCCAUUGGUGGCUGGAAUGAAGGCUCCGAAAAGUACUCAAAAAUGGCUUCUACACCUGCAACUCGAGCCAAAUUUAUUGAAAGCGUCAUGUAUUUCUUGAACACUCACAAUUUCGACGGUCUUGAUUUAGAUUGGGAAUAUCCUACUAAAAGAGGAGGCAAUCCAGAAGAUAAAGCUAAUUAUGUAGCUCUGGUUAAGGAACUGAAAGAGGCUUUUGAGCCACGUGGCUACAUAAUAACAGCAGCAUUGGGUGCCGGGAAGGAAACAAUGGACAGCGCUUAUGACCUCGCUAAGCUGAGUCGACAUUUGGACUUAAUUCAUAUGAUGUGCUACGAUUAUCAUGGUACUUGGGAUAGAAUGGUUGGAGCCAAUGCACCUUUACGAGGGACAUCCGAAGAAGAUGUGUUGAGUGUUGAAUACACCAUAAAGUACCUGUUAGCUCAUGGCGUGAGUCCUUAUAAGAUGGUUCUUGGGGUACCCAUGUAUGGACGAAACUUCGUCUUGACCAGUCCUGGCGUUCAAAAUAUUCAGUUCGGAUUAACACCUACCAAAGAUGUUGGGUUUGCUGGACCAUGGACCAGGGAAAAUGGCUUCCUUGGUUAUAAUGAGAUCUGUGUAGAAAUAGCGAAUAAGUCUUCGAAAUGGACCUAUCACUGGGAGGAGCAAACAUCGACACCGUAUCUAAGAGAUGGCGAACGAGUUAUAGUUUAUGACGAUUCUAGAUCAAUUGCUGCAAAAGUGAAAAUGGCGAUAGACUACGGUCUCGGAGGACUUAUGGUGUGGAGUAUCGACACAGAUGAUUUUAGAGGAUCAUGCGGACCAGAGAACGACACAUACAUUGAUUUUAUUCAAAGAUAUAAUGAUAUUGUAGAAAGUCCAGUUUUACAAGAAGCUCUGAAGAACCUAAACUUGCCAGAUGCAAAUCGCAGAGAGAACUUAGGUCGACGAACAGCGUAUGUGGUAUCUAAUAACAAGUUACAAUUACGACUGCCAGAAUCAGAAUAUUCUAACUACCCUCUUAUGAGAACUAUAAAUGAAGCUACUACAAUGGCCUUGGAAGAGAAGAAGAUAUUAGACGAAAUGGAUCGUGUGAUGAAAGAUAAUGAAAUUGAACCAGAAGUAGACGACAAAGGCUCAUCGCAUAGAAUGUUUGCUAAUUUUGUGUGUGUGUUUGUGUGUAUUUUAUUAGCUUUCUAC
This is a messenger RNA of Brenthis ino (lesser marbled fritillary), 1530 nucleotides long. NCBI's taxonomy places the organism in Eukaryota, Metazoa, Arthropoda, Insecta, Lepidoptera, Nymphalidae. The record is from the annotation of a GenBank genome assembly.